AUGUCAUCAAUUUCAAAUAAUAUUCCAACUUUGCAUUAUUUUAAUGGACGUGGAAGAGGUGAAGCAACAAGAUUAUUGUUGACUUUGGCAGGUGUAGAAUUCAAUGAUAUUAGACAUCCACUUCCAUUCACAGAUGAUAAUGAAAUCAAACAAAAGGCAACCUAUAAACAGCUACCAUAUUAUGUCGAUGGUGAUUUCGAAAUUGCACAAGCACAGGCAAUAGAAAACUACAUUGCUAGCAAAUACAAUUUGGCAGGUGACAAUAUCUUUGAAAAAGCAAGAGUACUAUCUAUCGCCAGUUCAGUGCUCGAUAUCAGAACACCACUCUUUACAAACGAUACCGACGAGAAGAAGCUCAAAUACAAGAAUGAAACACUUCCUCGUUUCCUCUCGGCAUGGGAUAAGAUAUUAGUUGACAAUGGUGGAAAGUAUUUCGUUGGCUCUAAGCUGAGUGCUGCUGAUGUCAGUGCUUACUGUACACUGGAGAUGCUUUAUGCAUUCAACUACAAAAAUGUUGUCGAUAGAUAUCCUAAUCUGACUCUCUUUAAGUCAAAGUUUGAAUCAAUUCCAUCCAUAUCAACUUAUCAAUCAAAGAGACCAGCCAAUCCACUUUUUUAA
Heterostelium album PN500 is the source of this 618-nucleotide messenger RNA. RefSeq names its product glutathione S-transferase. Lineage: Eukaryota; Evosea; Eumycetozoa; Acytosteliales; Acytosteliaceae. The coding region runs from base 1 to 618 and encodes 205 amino acids. The record is from RefSeq and is a predicted model, not a curated record. Gene Ontology annotation, molecular function: glutathione transferase activity. Gene Ontology annotation, biological process: glutathione metabolic process. The transcript is spliced from 2 exons.